Messenger RNA from Gallus gallus (chicken), 2618 nucleotides. RefSeq names its product MAPK activated protein kinase 2 (gene MAPKAPK2). NCBI's taxonomy places the organism in Eukaryota, Metazoa, Chordata, Aves, Galliformes, Phasianidae. The coding region runs from base 163 to 1350 and encodes 395 amino acids. The record is from RefSeq and is a predicted model, not a curated record. Gene Ontology annotation, molecular function: mitogen-activated protein kinase binding; calcium-dependent protein serine/threonine kinase activity; calmodulin binding. The transcript has 10 exons. Gene Ontology annotation, cellular component: nucleus; cytoplasm. Gene Ontology annotation, biological process: toll-like receptor signaling pathway; response to cytokine; inflammatory response.
CUCUUCCCGUCGCCGCGCUCGGGGCCGGGGCGCACCGGCGGGGGGCGGCGGCGGCGGCGCUUCUCCCCUCCCCGUGCCCCGCUCCCGGCGCCCGCCCGUCCGCUCGGCCCGGAGCUCUCCCGCACCCCGCGGCCCUCCCGCCGCCCCCCGCCGCCUCCCGCCAUGCUUUCCGGGGCGCCGCCGCCGCCCGCCGGCUUUCCCAGCCCUCCGCCGCCGCAGCCGCCGCCGCCCCCGCCGCCCGCCGCUCCCCACGGGCCGCCGCCGCCGCCGCAGUUCCCUCCGUUCCCCGUGAAGGGCGGCCUGCAGAUCCGGAAGAAUGCCAUCACGGACGACUACAAGGUCACCACGCAAGUGUUGGGGCUCGGCAUCAACGGGAAAGUUUUGGAGAUCUUCAGCAAGAAGAGCGGGGAGAAGUUCGCCCUUAAGAUGCUGCAGGAUUGCCCCAAGGCGCGCAGGGAAGUGGAGCUGCACUGGAGGGCGUCGCAGUGUGCACACAUUGUCCGCAUCAUGGACGUCUAUGAGAACCUCUACCAGGGGAGAAAGUGUCUGCUCAUUGUCAUGGAGUGCUUGGAUGGUGGGGAGCUCUUCAGCCGGAUCCAGGACAGGGGAGACCAGGCCUUCACGGAACGGGAGGCCUCAGAGAUAAUGAAAAGCAUUGGGGAAGCCAUCCAAUACCUGCAUUCAAUCAACAUCGCGCACCGGGAUGUGAAGCCAGAAAACCUCUUGUACACCUCCAAAAGGCCCAAUGCUGUGUUAAAACUCACUGACUUUGGCUUUGCUAAAGAAACCACCACACACAACUCCUUGGCCACUCCGUGCUACACGCCGUACUAUGUGGCCCCCGAGGUGCUGGGCCCGGAGAAGUACGAUAAAUCCUGUGACAUGUGGUCCCUCGGCGUCAUCAUGUACAUUCUGCUGUGUGGGUACCCCCCAUUCUACUCCAACCACGGCCUCGCCAUCUCCCCUGGCAUGAAGAAGCGAAUCCGCAUGGGCCAGUAUGAGUUUCCCAACCCCGAGUGGUCGGAAGUGUCAGAGGAAGUGAAGCAGCUGAUCCGCAACCUGCUGAAGACGGACCCAACUCAACGCAUGACGAUAACAGAGUUCAUGAACCACCCCUGGAUCAUGCAAUCCAUGCAGGUGCCCCAGACCCCACUGCACACCAGCCGUGUGCUGAAGGAGGAGAAGGAUCUAUGGGAGGAUGUGAAGGAGGAGAUGACGAGCGCUCUGGCCACCAUGCGAGUGGACUACGAACAAAUCAAGAUCAAGAAAAUCGAGGAUUCCUCCAACCCUUUGCUGAUGAAGAGGAGAAAGAAAGCCAACCCUGCGGAGCCCGCCGCACUCCCGCACUGAGGGCGCCCUCGCCGCCGGCCCUUGAGAAAGCAAUAACUAUAUAUAUAUUUUUUUUAAGAAAAAAAAAGACAAAAAGAGGCAGACUGUUAUAUCAAGCGCAUGGAAUUCAGACAUUUAUACCAGACUAGUUAUUUUUAGCUACUCACCUGUGUUUCUGACCUUUCUGGAGCAGGCGAUGUCCCCAUCCGAUCCACGCUCUCCGACCGGGGGGGGUUUUGUCCUAUAGGUGAACGACGCUGAUAAUUGGAUUUUAUUUUAUUUUUUUUCCCUUUUGUGAAACAUUUUUGGUUUUAUAUUUUUAUUGUGGUUUUUUUUUUUUUGUUCGUUUGUUUGUUUUCUUCCUUCCUUCCUCCGAAGACAUGGAAAUUCCUGUGGUGACCUUCCUAUAGGGUAUAUAACAAAUACUUUUUAAAACUACUGUAGAGCUGAAACCCUGACAGCGUGCUCCCUGCGUGGAGCGCUGGCUAGAGGCAAGCUUCGGGCAGGGCUCGGGGAAGGAGAGCUCCCAAAGCAGCCAUGGGGGGGGCUGGUGGGUGGUGUGCUGCCUCCCCGGCCUGGAUAUCUGCUGCUUUUAAAGCACGCUUGGGGAAAACAUGAGGAAAAGUUAUCUUUGGAGCCCUGCCCUGCCCUGGAAGCCUUGCUGCUCGCUGGGGGCACGGGGCUCUCCGCAAGCACCGCGUGCGUCUGUGCUGCUGUCUGUCCGUACGUGGCUGUGCGUCGGUACGGGGCUCACCCCCACCCUGUGCCAUCCAGUUCUGACCUCAGGGCGGGCAGGGGGCCAGGUUUGGGGGUGCCCCUCCCCUGGUCCCCCAAUCUGUGCAGGGCAAGGAUGCUUCCCCCUCCCCCCCACCCGAACGAUGCUGUGCUGGGGGUCCCCGGGUGAUGGAAGGAGGAGGGGAUGCGGUGGUGCAGGGCUGGGGUCUUGCUGCCCUCCUAUGUGGUUCCUAAGGGGGGGCUGGGAGGGAAACCCCCAUCCCUGAGCAGAACGGCGGCGCUGAAGUCUUUAAUCCAUGAGUUCUUAUUAUUAUUUGUCACGAUGUUUCACCGCAUUUAAUGUGCUCGGGGAGAAAGAAAAACGUUUUUUUAAGGCCAUGUUUAGUUUUUAGGUGAUCUUUUAGACACUGUAUGCAAUUUUAAUUUGUUUUAAGAAACAGUUUUUAUCUUAUAUAUAUAUAUAUAUAUAUUUUUUUUUUUCUCCCGUCUGUUGGCUUAUACUAACCUUUCUGGUCUGCUCUUCAGUCCUUUGGAUUAAAGACUCUUACUGCGUC